Messenger RNA from Emiliania huxleyi CCMP1516, 330 nucleotides. RefSeq lists its product as hypothetical. Gene Ontology annotation, molecular function: ubiquitin-protein transferase activity. The transcript is spliced from 2 exons. The record is from RefSeq and is a predicted model, not a curated record. Gene Ontology annotation, biological process: protein ubiquitination. Bases 1 to 330 code for a protein of 109 amino acids. NCBI's taxonomy places the organism in Eukaryota, Haptophyta, Isochrysidales, Noelaerhabdaceae.
AUGGACAACGGUAAGACAACCAUACGCGGACAACGGCUGGAGGACGAGAGGCGGGUGGCGGAGGAGCCAGGGUCGUCCUCGGCUGCAGAGGCGCCGGCUCCGAGGGAGGAGGAGCCGCCGGCCGACUUCAUCUGCCCGAUCACGACCGAGCUCAUGAGUGAGCCGGUGAUGGCGGCGGACGGGCAUUCGUACGAGCGGUCGGCGAUCGAGCGCUGGCUCGCGACCAAGUCGACGAGCCCGAUGACGGGCGAGGCGCUCGUGCACAGCUUCCUCGCCCCCAACCACACGCUGCGCCGGCAGAUCCGUGAGUGGCAGCAGGCGCGGGCUUGA